AUUCACGACCGCAGCAUGUCUCCAAGCCUCGUUGCCAUAUGCCUCACACCAUGACCAAACACACCUCGAUAUGGCAUCCAGCAUCCCCGACCUCUGGCUCUGGCUCGGCCUCGGCGUCUUCACAUUCAUAGCCGUCCAGCAAGUCUCCCACGGCCUCCAAAACAUGUGCACCCUCACCGAGAUCCGAAACCCACAGAACAUCCCGCAACAACGGCGUACCAUCCCCUCCGGCCCGCCCACCCACCAAGAAGAUGCCAUCAAGACAAGUUCUCUCUUGACACUGGCGACAAGCCACAACAACGAUAUCCGCGCCUCCGCUACAAAGAUCCUCUGCACGCGAUUCUACGCUUCCAAAUCCGCCAAAGACCUGCUCAUUAAGGAUCUGUACUGUGCAGAUGGAGAGGUGUUGCAUCGCGCGCAGUUGGCGUUCAAUCUGUUAGGCGAUAUGGGUGUCUGGAGAGACGAUUCUUUGUUGCCAAACCAUGGGUUCAGGUGGGAUGUCGUCCAGCCUAGAAUGGGCGGUGGCUCUCAGGAUGAGGUGAGGAGGAGACGAAGAGAGGCCAUGGUGAUAAGUGACGGGGACGGGCUGAUUGGACAUGAUGAUGUUUACAUGAGGGAUCCAGAGAGGGAGGAAGAGCAAAGUGAUGACGGUUUGUUCGUUUCCUCUUGAAGUUGCCGACUUGCGGACCGGAUGCGGAACAUGGAUUGUGAUACCCCUAUUGUGUUAAGAUUAUGAGCGUUUGAUAUAAAUCUAUUGCUGCUUCAAUGUUCUGCCCAACU
Alternaria alternata is the source of this 780-nucleotide messenger RNA. RefSeq lists its product as hypothetical. The coding region runs from base 71 to 670 and encodes 199 amino acids. Lineage: Eukaryota; Fungi; Ascomycota; Dothideomycetes; Pleosporales; Pleosporaceae. The transcript has 2 exons. The record is from RefSeq and is a predicted model, not a curated record.